AUGGUGCCCGCUGGCUAUUCCUCCGGCAUCGAGGUCGCCGGCGACAGCCUGCAAAGAGCCAUCCCUUCUCCAGCCGUCCCAGAAACAACUGUUACUGAUCAUAAUGGUGUAAGAGAAGAAAUGGCAAGUGCUGCAGAUGGCUCCGUAGUUGGAAACCCUACGCAGCUUCUAGAUGCCGAAACCCUAAUCCUGUCGGAAAAUUUAAAUAACCAAAACCUCUCCUCCGAUGACGGUAGUUCUUCAGGCGAACGAAAUUUUCAGUCGUCAUGGUCAUCAGCUAUUGUGGUUGGCAACAAUCAAGAUCUAAUGACUCAAGUUUUACUGUUUUUGCCGGCGAAAUCCCUAAUGCGAUUCCAAUGCGUGUCCAAAGAUUGGCUCUCUAUCAUCUCAAGCUCGAAUUUCCGCCUCCUCCAUUCUCGGAAGAACCCUGGUGCCGAAGUUGGGCUGUUGAUGCUGCGUAAAAUACAGGGGAAAUCCAAGCUCUAUCAUGUUCCUCUUUGCAAAGAGGAGUUAAAUUCAGUAGGUAUGAUCAGUUCUCGUUUCUCUAAUUUGUUUGACGUCGAAGGAGAAAUUGUGGGGAUGCAUAGCAGUAAGGGGUUAUUUUGUAUUGAUUUCUUGCCUGCGAAUGAAAGUAGGAGAUUUUAUGUCUUUAAUCCUACCACGAACCAGUGUAGGCGCAUUCCUUUAGUUGAUACUAUGGACUGGUCUAAGUUUGAAAUUGUGGCGGUUAAUAUUUGUUUUGAUCCUCUAGAAUCUGAAUAUUAUAGCCUGGUCUGUGUUUGGGAGAAAAAGCCAGGUGUGGAAGGGAGACAGAAAUUCCGGUACACUGUCUAUUCAUCGGAAAAUGGCGUCUGGAAAAACUGUGAGAGAUCUAAUGCUCCCGGUUGGCGGUAUUCUUUCCAUGAUGGCGUGUUUUGGAAUGGUAUUCAAUUUUGGUGCAAUGAAAUGGAUGUACUGUAUUAUGAUUUCAAGCAUGAUUAUGGUCAACAAGUGUGGGAUGAUGGUCAUGAGGAAACUGGGCCUGGUUAUGUUCUGUAUUUUGGUGAGUCUGGGGGUAAUAUAUGGCUUAUUUACUCAACUGGCUAUGAGUUGGAAAUCUCACAAUUGGAGGUGGAUAUUUAUCCCAAUGCGAGUCACUUUGCACAAUGGUUGCCAAAGUAUCACAUUGAUCUUGGUUUUUUGUGUGCAUUUGGUCCACUGUUGGUGAAGCCUCCAAAUCCUCCAAAGUGUAUAUUCGAUGUGGAUUUUGGCUUUCGUAUGCUUGGGAAAUUUGGAUUUCGUGUACGUAGUUUUGUUGUUGAUGAAAGAGGGCAGAACCCAAGGCUAGUUAUAUCAGUGCCUGGUAAAAUCAUUUGCUACGAUAUCAAGGGUAAGACUGUUGAAGAGCUAGUUCAAAUUGAACCUGCUGAUCUUAAUAUGUUUGAACUCAAUCUGACAAGUUUCACGUUCAAUGGAGCCAACAAACUCGUUGAGACACUUGCCUGUGUUUAG
Molecule: messenger RNA, 1491 nt
Organism: Coffea eugenioides
Lineage: Eukaryota; Viridiplantae; Streptophyta; Magnoliopsida; Gentianales; Rubiaceae
Product: F-box protein At5g07610-like
Exons: 1
Coding region: 1-1491 (496 amino acids)
Molecular function (GO): protein binding
Source: RefSeq, a predicted model, not a curated record